GUCAACUCUGCCAUCCAAGCUGAAUGAAAUCGAAUCCCAUCUUUUCCCUUCCGAUUGAUGAUGCCAAGAUCUUGAGAAAGCAUUCCAGUUCUCACAAUCCAUCAAACCAAAAGGAAAAACUUGCAUCUAUCAAAACAAUUACACCAUGAAGUUCACUGCAUCUAUUGUUGCUCUUUUGGCUGCUCCAGCCCGUGCCCUUCAAGGUGGAUACUUGUCCCAGAUGGGAGGAGGUGGUGCAGUGAAGGCCUCAACACUCAAGCCUGCAGGUUCUGCUAAUCCUGCAUUUGGAGCCAGCUACUUGGAUAACAUGGGUGGAAAUGCUGUCCCAGCCACCCCUGCUGCUACUGGAAGCGUUUUUUCCUUGUCUGAAUUGGUGGAUGACUCUGCCACAGCCGCUGCUGCUGGAGAAUACUUGACCUCUUUGAAGGUUGCCGCUGCUCCUUCUGGAAGUGGCCCUGUUGGAUACCUUGAUGCUCUUCGUACCCAAGCAUUUGAGUCUGCAGCUACCAACCUUCCUGGUUAUCUUGAUACUCUCACAGUUUCAGCCAGUACUGUCACGGGAGGACUUGGCCCGGCAACAUACCUUGACAAUAUUGCAGGAGCUGCCACUGUGGCUGCCAGGGUGGAGGCUGCUACAGAAGUCACCAUAGUUUCCAGUGAACCCAUUUUGGCUGCUAUCAAUCAGAUGCAAGAAAACAUGAACAAGAACCAAGAGGCUACUAUUGAGAUCCUUCAAGACAUCAACUCUUCCAUGAAGCAACUUGUGACUGCUGCUCGCGUUGCACCAGCUCAGCCUGCUGCCGCUGCCCCUGUUCAAGCUGCCCCAGUUGACGCCCCCGCACCUGCUGCUGGAGACUACCUGUCCCACUUGAAUGGUGCAUCUGUUCCCACAGGACCAGGUCUCGUUGGAUACUUGGACUCUCUCCCUUCGACCGAGCUCACAUUUGCGCUUGAGGGGGGUGGUGUCACGGGUGCCUCUGUUGCCGCCGGAGACUAUUUGUCUUCUUUGCGCUAAAUCAUUGAAGGCAAGAAGAAUUGGAAGUGGCUCUUUCGCUUUUGUGUCACUGUUCACUUGCUGUCGCUACUUCAGCCAAGACAAUCGUCAACGUCCGCAUCGGUGAGCCGUUCCGAGACCCAUAUCCACGCACCCCUCUGUGGGCAAACGGCACCGAAAACUUUCACCCACAGCACAAUCACAAUUCCACCAUGCUACACGUAGCGCACUCGAGACCAAAAUCAAAUAUAAGACAAUAUUAGUGGCCUAAUACGUUUUGCUAUG
Molecule: messenger RNA, 1279 nt
Organism: Seminavis robusta
Lineage: Eukaryota; Bacillariophyta; Bacillariophyceae; Naviculales; Naviculaceae
Source: the annotation of a GenBank genome assembly